Messenger RNA from Gracilinanus agilis (Agile Gracile Mouse Opossum), 8175 nucleotides. Its product is annotated as collagen alpha-4(VI) chain-like. Gene Ontology annotation, molecular function: serine-type endopeptidase inhibitor activity. Bases 1 to 8175 code for a protein of 2724 amino acids. The record is from RefSeq and is a predicted model, not a curated record. NCBI's taxonomy places the organism in Eukaryota, Metazoa, Chordata, Mammalia, Didelphimorphia, Didelphidae. The transcript has 39 exons.
AUGGAUGUGUCACAGUUUCUGUUUUGGACCAUUCUCUCUGCAGCUACCUUCUGCUCAGUCAAGUCACAGAUAAAUGUCUGCAGGGAAGCAUCAGUUGCAGAUGUCGUGUUCCUGGUCGAUUCUAACCUAACCCCAGAAAAACUCCAAAAUGUUCAAGACUUCUUGUCGACAUUGGUCAAUGGCCUUAACCUUGGCAGAGAUCAAAUCAGAGUUGGCCUGGUCCAAUACAGCAACACACCCAGCACAGAGUUUUCCCUCAGUACUUAUCAACACAAAGAAGAUAUACUGAGGCAUAUCCAGAGAUUGACGUUCAAAUAUGGGGAUGCCCAAACUGGCCGGAGCUUGCGCUUUGUGCUAGAAAACCUCUUCCAGGAAAUGACAGGAAGCCGGAUACGCCAAGGGGUCCCCCAAAUUGCUGUGCUAAUCACAGAUGGACCAGCUCAGGAUGACAUCAAAGGGCCAGCCAGUGCUAUCAGGAAGGCAGGUGUCCUGCUGUACACCAUUGGCCUCCAAGGUGCUGUUCUUUCUGAGCUCAGGGAGAUGGCGAGCGAUCCUGAUGACAAAUUUGUCUUUAUGGCAGCUGAUGCCUCCCUUCUAGGUGAUCUUUCCCAGAAUGUGUUGCUGGCACUCUGCACCACAAUAGUGGAAGUGACUCAACAGGGCUCCCAAGUCUCUGCAGCUUGCAGAAAAGCAGCCGUAGCUGACCUAGUAUUCUUGGUGGAUAGCUCCACGAGUAUUGGCCCAGAAAACUUCCAGAAAGUGAAGAGCUUCCUCUACUCCUUGGUUUUGGGCCUUGAGAUCGGCAGGGACCAGGUCCGAGUGGGGCUGGCCCAGUUCAACAAUAACAUCUACAAGGCAUUUCUGCUCAAUCAGUUUCCUCUGAAGAGCAAUGUGCUGGAGCAGAUACUGAGUCUCCCCUACCGGCCUGGGGGGACUCGAACUGGCAGUGCCUUGGACUUUCUCAGGACUGAAUUUUUCACCGAAUCAGCAGGCAGCAGAGCCAAGGACAACGUCCCCCAGAUAGUGAUCCUGGUGACGGAUGGGGAGUCCAAUGAUGAGGUGGCAGAGGCAGCCAGCAGACUGAAGGAGCAAGGGGUCUCCAUCUAUGUGGUGGGAAUCAAUGUCCAGGAUGUCCAGGAGUUGAAGACAAUAGCAAGCAAGCCCUUAGAGAAGUUCCUUUUCAGUAUUGAAGAUUUCAAUAUCCUUGAGGGACUCUCUGGCAACAUUCUUCCUACCCUAUGCUCAGCAGUAGAGAAUCAGAUCCAAGCAUUCACCAAGUCCUAUGCUGAUGUGGUCUUCCUUGUGGAUACUUCAGAGGGCACAUCAUCAACCAGUUUCAAUCAGAUGAAAAAUUUUAUUUUCAGAGUCAUUGACACAUUGGAGGUUGGGCAUGACAAGGACCAAAUUGGGCUGGCCCAAUAUGGUCACCAGGGUCAUGUUGAAUUUUUACUCAACACCUACCAGAACCCAGUUGAGAUGAUCACCCACAUCCAGCAGAAUUUCCUCCCCCGAGGGGGUGCCAGGAAGACGGGAAAUGGCCUUCAGUAUUUACAGGAGACUUUUUUCCAGGAGAAGGCAGGAAGUCGCUUCCUCCAGGGCAUCCCUCAGUAUGCAGUAAUCAUUACCUCUGGUCAGUCAGAAGACUUGGUCUUAGAAGAGGCUCAGAAGCUAAAGGAGAGGGGAGUGAAGAUAAUGGUGGUUGGCAUACAGGAUUUUGAUAGUAGAGAACUGAAGGUUAUGGCAACUCCUUCUCUUGUGUUUGAGAUUGAAGGACAAGAUGGCAUUAGGAAACUUCAGCAGGAUGUGAAUCUGGUGUUUGAAAGUUCUGGCCAGCGGCACCUCAGUCCUAAGAUGGGUGAAGAAACCUUAGCAGUGUGCACAAGUGCUUCCUUGGCCGACAUUGUGUUCCUUGUUGAAGCAUCAAGCAGAAUUGGGUUAGAAAAUUUCCAGUUAGCUGUAGAGUUCCUGGGGAAAAUUAUUCACACUCUAAAUAUUGGCCCUAGCAAGGUUAGAGUUGGCUUGGUGCUUUAUAGUGAUGAGCCGAGGCUUGAAUUUGGCCUGGACACAUUUCUGAGCCAAUCAGAAAUCUUAAGCCACUUGAACAAGUUGCCAUUCAUAGGUGGCAAGACUAAGACAGGAGCUGCUUUGGACUUCCUCAGGAACACAGUAUUUACUCAACAGAAGGGAAGUCGGUCCAGACAAGGAGUACAACAACUUGCUGUGGUCAUCACAGAAGGCUAUUCCCAAGAUGAGGUGGGCAGGCCAGCUUCUCUCCUCCGACGGGCUGGGGUCACUGUCUUUGCUGUGGGCACUUUGAAAGCUUCAGGAAGCAGAGACCUGAACAGAAUAGCAUCCCACCCACCUCGGAAGCAUGCCAUCUACCUGGAAUCAUUCCUGCAGCUCUCAGGGAUCAGGGAAAAGAUAAAGAAACGUGUAUGCACAGAGAUCGUGCAGAAAACCUUUUCAGUUCCAGUGAUGACGCGUACCCUGAAAGAAGGUUGUGUUAGCACAGAGGAAGCCGAUUUCUAUUUCCUCAUCGACGGCUCAGGCAGCAUAAACUAUGACGACUUUGCAGAAAUGAAGACGUUCAUGAAGGAGCUGAUAGGCGUGUUCCGGGUCGGCGCAGAUCGAGUGCGGUUCGGGGUUGUCCAGUACUCGGACUCUCCUGUAACCGAGUUUGACAUCAGACAGCACACCAGCGUGGCCCAGCUGAAGACGGCCAUCACCAACAUCCAGCAAGUCGGAGGGGGAACCCGUACGGGAGAAGCCCUGAAAUUCAUGAAGCGCCUUUUCUCCGAUGUGGCCAGGGACAAAGUCUUGCGUUUUCUCAUCGUUAUCACGGACGGGCAGUCUCAGGACAAAGUGGCCCAGGCGGCCGAGGAACUGAGGCAGGAAAACAUCACCAUCUAUGCCAUUGGGGUCAAGUCUGCCGUCACCAAAGAGCUCCUCGAAAUCUCUGGCUCACAAAAUAGGAUGUUUUUUGUGAAUGACUUUGAUUCCUUAAAGCCUAUCCAGCAAGAAGUCAUACAGGACAUCUGCUUCUCAGAGGUGUGUAAGGAUAUGAAAGCAGACAUUCUCUUCUUGGUUGAUGGCUCUGAGAGAAUCAACCCCAGAGACUUCGACAAGAUGAAGGAAUUCAUGGUGCAGAUGGUGAACAAGUCAGAUCUUGGCUCUGAGAAAGUACAGAUUGGCCUCUUGCAAUUCAGUUCAAGCCCCCAGGAAGAGUUUCGUCUCAACACAUACUACUCCAAGGUGGACAUUCUUAGGGCCAUCACUGGUAUGGUACAGAUUCAAGCAGGUGCCCAAAUAGGGAGUGCCCUAUCCUUCAGUUUGCCUUACUUUGAUGGGUCAAGAGGAGGAAGACUUAAUGUACCCCAGUAUUUGGUCAUAAUUAUUGGUGGGGAAAUGGAGGAUGCUGUGAAAAUGCCAGCUAAGGCUCUCAGAGAUAAAGGAAUCAAUAUUUUUGCCAUUGGGGUACAUAAGGCCAACAACUCCCAGCUGCUGGAAAUCACAGGCGCCCAGGACAAGGUGUAUUAUGAGGAUAACUUUGAUUCUCUCCUUUUCUUGGAGAAAGAGAUAUUUUUUAAGUUCUGCAAUAUGGAGGAGGCUUGCAAAAAGACAGAAGUAGCAGAUAUUCUAUUCUUGGUGCAUGCUUCUAGUGGCAUCACCAACCAAGAACUCCUAGCCAUUCACAGACUCAUGGAAGCCAUUAUCAAUGACUCACUGGUUGGAAAGGACAAUGUGAGAUUUGGGGCUAUUUCCUAUAGUGACAAUUCAGAAGUACUUUUUUCAUUGGAUACCUAUAUUACCAAAGCACAGAUUAGAGAUGCUGUUUUCCACUUGAAACCGAAGGUGGGAAAAGCCCGUACGGCCACAGCUUUAAAAUUUGCCAAGGAAAUGUUUUCUGAGAUGCAUGGAGGUCGCCAAUCCUUGGGUGUCACUCAGAUCUUGGUGCUCAUUACCAACAAACCAACUGAGGCUGGAGAAAAAAAAUACCUACAAGAGUCAGCACAGACUCUGCAAGAAGCUGACAUCGAUGUCUUUGCUAUUGGAAUAAAAAAUGUUAAGAGGCCAGAACUUCAGGCUAUCACGAAGCAUCGGGAUCGGUCAUUCAUGGUGCAGAGUUAUCAUGAACUUUACAAUUUGCAUGAAAAAGUGACUCAUAUUAUUUGUAAUGAAUCAAAACCAAUUUGUGGUCACCAGGAAAUAGACCUUGUGUUUCUAAUUGAUGGAUCCUUGAGCAUCCAUCCCCGAAACUUCACUGCUAUGAAGACCUUUAUGAAACAGAUCGUGAACAGUUUUACUAUCGGCAAAGAUAGAGUCCGCAUUGGGGUAGCUCAGUACAGCACUAAUCCUCAGAAGGAAUUCUACCUGAACACUUUCUACUCCAGCGCAGAAAUCAACCAACAAAUUGACAAAAUAACCCAGUUGAGAAGUCAAACAAACACUGGCAAAGGGCUGAGGUUUGUGAAGAGUUUUUUCGAACCAGCCAAUGGGAGCCGGAAGGACCGGCACGUGUUACAGAGCCUGGUGGUCAUUACUGAUGGGAUGUCCAAUGAUUCCGUGGUGGAAGCAGCAAAUGACCUGAGAAAUGAAAAAAUCAACAUUUUCUCCAUUGGUAUUGGCGCCAUCAACCUCUUCGAACUUCAGCUUAUUGCUGGCAAUGUGGAGAGGGUAUUUGUGGUGGGCGACUUUGGACAGCUGGGCAGUAUCGAGAGGAAGGUUGUCAGUGAGCUCUGCACGCAGGCUGAUAUUGUUCCUGAAUGCAACAUCGAUAUCUCAGUAGGACUUGACACUUCUAAUUCAAUAAGGCUGGUACAGCAGAAAUUUCAGCACGUGCUGCCAAACUUGAUGCAAAGACUGACCCUGCUAUCCAACAUCAGUUGCAUGGCCAGCUCUCCACUCAAUAUCCGGCUACGCUAUCAUAUUCCUGCUCCUGAUGGCCAGCUUUGGUUUGACUCUGGUUUUGAGAAGUACAACGAAGGCAUCAUCCAGAAGUUCUUUGACCAGCAUGACUUGGUGAACAACUAUAUGAAUGUAGCUUUUGUGCGGUCCCUUGGGGAGAAGGCUCUCAGCUUGACUUCUGCUAAAGUGAAGGUUCUCUUAGUGUUUACAGAUGGACUGGAUGAUGAUUUGGAAAGACUAAAAGAAACUUCAGAGUUCCUUCGUGGCCGAGGUCUUCAUGCACUCAUAUUAGUUGGCUUGCAACGUGGGCAGAAUUUAGAAGAACUCCAGGCCAUUGAAUUUGGCAGAGGAUUUGGUUAUAAACAACAUCUGAGUAUCACAAUGAAUGGUCUUCCAAGCCUUUUGCUGAGGCAACUUGACACAGUUGUUGAAAGAGAAUGCUGUAAGGUCAAUUGCAAAGUUUUGGGAGAAUCUGGUAACUCAGGAGUACAAGGGAGCCGUGGGAGGAAGGGAGAGACAGGUCUUAAUGGGAUGCCUGGCUAUCCUGGUGAUGAAGGUGGAUCUGGGGAAAGAGGAUUUAUUGGCUUGCCUGGACCUCGUGGUGAUGGAGGAUGCCCAGGUAUAAGAGGGCUUAAGGGAUCAAGAGGAUUUGUAGGAGACAAGGGCAGUCGGGGUGAUAACGGAAUAGAUGGGUGGAAUGGAGAACAGGGUGAACGUGGCAGUUCUGGAAUGUCUGGAGAAAAAGGAAAUGCAGGAAAUCAGGGCUUGAGGGGGCCCCCAGGAGAACCUGGCGAACCUGGAAGUCUUGGUCUGAGAGGAGAUCCUGGAGAACCUGGUGCUGAUAAUAAUAUUCGUGGUCGUAAGGGAGAAAAAGGAAAACCGGGUCGCCAGGGAAAAUUUGGGCUCCGUAAUGAAGGAGGCAUGCCUGGUGAACGAGGUUCUAAUGGGUCGAGAGGUAGAAAGGGCCUACCUGGUCUGAAGGGUUUGCCUGGAGAAAUUGGUACACAUGGUUACAGUGGAGCUCCUGGGCGUCCAGGCUUGCAGGGUCCAAGAGGCCAGCAAGGACCACCAGGAAUGUUUGGACAACAGGGUUUACCGGGAGCCCAGGGGGGUCCCGGGCCAAGUGGGCCAGUUGGUUCUAAAGGGGGUGAAGGGCCAAGAGGAGAGAAGGGAGAACUUGGUUUCCCAGGAGAAAGUGGCCUCAGAGGACCAGAAGGACCAAGAGGGCAGCCUGGUUUAGAUGGUGGUGAUGGGUAUGGCCUUCCAGGAAGAAAAGGAACUAAGGGUGAAUUUGGCUUCCCUGGAUACCCUGGUGUACAAGGGGAAGAUGGUGAUAAAGGCCAACCAGGAAACCAGGGACCAAAGGGAUUUCCAGGGAAGAGGGGAAAUUCUGGCUUGCCCGGGCCAGAAGGAUCACCAGGAGAUCCAGGGCCACCUGGGCCAAUGGGCACCAAGGGAUCGAAGGGUAUUACGGACAUGUUGCCUUGUGACAUUGUUGACUUCGCACGAGAAAAUUGCCCUUGUUCAUCAAAUAAAGCCCAAUGUCCAGUGUUCCCCACCGAGGUGGUCUUUGCUCUGGACAUGUCUGAAGGUGUUACAGAGUCAGAAUUUGAGAGGAUGAGGGACAUUUUGCUGUCAUUGCUAAGACGGAUCAGCAUCAGCCAAAACAACUGCCCCACUGAUGCCCGGGUCGCCAUUGUUUCAUACAAUGCCAAAACACAUUACCUGAUUCGCUUCUCCGACUUCCAGAAUAAGAAUCAACUCCUUCAAGUCAUUAUGAACAUACCUCUAGAGCAGUCCUUGGGCCAGCGGGACCUUGGCAGUGCCAUGAGUUUUGUGGCAAGAAAUGUCUUCAAACGUGUGCGCAGCGGCAUCCUCCUGAGGAAAGUUGCCAUAUUUUUUGUGGCAGGUCCAUCCUCUGAUGUUGCUUCCAUUAACACAGCCAUGCAGGAGUUUGACGCCCUGCACAUUUCCUCCGUUAUCGCCUUCAUCGAUGACCCUCUCCUACAACAUGCUUUGUCGAUUGAUGACACCAGGAAGUCCAAGAUGUUUGUUUGGGAAAAUAAGGAUGCUGAGGCGGUGGAGCAUGUAGCCUACUGCAUUUUUUGCUAUGAUCAGUGCAAAGCAGAUGAGAAAUGUGAAGUGACCAGCCCUCAGCCCAUCCUGGUGGACAUGGACAUAGCCUAUGUGUUGGACGGCUCUCCCGGGGUCACAGGCGAUGUGUUCAAUGCAGCUAAAAGCAUGAUGGUCUCCAUGCUGAAUCACUUUGUCAUUGCUUCACAUCCCGAGACCUCCUCUGCUGGGGCCAGGGUUGCCCUGGUACAGCAGGCGGUCCCAGGCUUUUCCCCUUAUGAAGGCAGGCUCCCGGUCAAAAAGGAGUUUGACCUCCUCAUGUACAGUCACCCAGAGCAGAUGCUGAGACACAUACAGGAGACUGUCCACCCACUCCAAGGGCCCCCUUACCUGGGUCAUGCCCUAGAGUGGACCCUUGAGAAUAUCUUUCUGACAGCUCCCCUCCAGAGGAAGAACCGGGUUGUGUUUGUGAUCCUGGGAAGUGACACAAGUCCCUUGGACAGGGAGAAGCUGAGCAGGAUCUCCCUGGAAGCCAAGUGUGAAGGCUUCAUCUUUUUUGUGGUUGGCUUAGGCAAAGAAGUCAACAUGGAAGAGUUGUCCAAGCUGGCCAGCUUCCCACCUCAGCAGCAUGUACUGCACCUGGCUGAGAUUUCCCAUUAUGGAAUGGAUUAUGGCCAGGGGUUCAUCCGUGCCUUCCUCAACCUUCUGAAAAGGGAAACAAAUCUAUACCCACCUCCUACACUUGUAGAGGAUUGUGAGGGACUGCAUCGAGGAGACACCCGGAGACAGGCAGCCUUGACUCAGAGGCUGAACUUUAUCAGGUUCAGGUUCAAUGAAUCGGACCCCAGAAAUCAGAAGUUACUCAAGAUGAAGGGCUCUUCUCCAAGGAUGAGGGGAAGAACUUCUGAAAUCACCAAAACUGGUCAAGAAGCCAUCGAGUAUCAUCAUAGACAUGAAGAAAAGGUCAUGGAAGCCCCACAAAAGACGGAAGAAACUGGAGAUGAAAACACUGUCUUUGAUCCUUGUUCCAUGGCUAAGGAUGCUGGGGUAUGCCAGGACUAUGUCUUAAAGUGGUACUAUGAUCGGGAUCAGCACACCUGCCAGAAGUUCUGGUUUGGCGGCUGUGGUGGCAACCCAAAUCAAUUUGAUACCAAGCAAGACUGUGAGUCCUGGUGUGUGCUAAAAACCCAGAGAUGA